AUGAACUGGUACGGGAUAUCUGUCUUAUGCCUGGCUUUGGCCAAUGUCACGAGAGCUCAGGCAGAUCCUUUGGUAGACUUCUGUCGUCGAUGGUCGCACCAGACGACAGUUGUUGACAACAAGCUCUUCAUAUACGGUGGCUUUGUUACCUACGGCUCUCAGAUCGAGGAGGAUACCCAAAACUCGACCAACUCCCACCUACUGUAUAGCGAUCUCGGCUCCGUCGAUCAGAACACUGGGAUGCCAAUCCAAUAUGAUCUCUCCAAGCCGUCUGAGGUCCCAGUUGUGUCAGGAGGAGCACUGUGGUCAGACGACGUCAAUAAGAUCUUCUAUUUGUUCGGCGGACAAGAGAUGCCUACAGACUCGAGAUCUACGGACAUCACGAUACCCGCCUUCGGAGCCAGCACCACCGAUCCAAAUCAAGGAAUCGGAUAUUAUUACGGCGGGUGGACGGAUAACAGCGGAGGUAAUGCGUAUUCUACUGCAGCAACAGCCAAGUCAAAGAUGAUUGUCUACGAGUACGAGAGCAAUAUCUGGCAUGAGAUCCGGUUCAUCGACGAUAUCCCUCGGGCCGAGGGCGCAUUGUUCUACAUACCAGCCUCGGAUCACGCCAAGCGGCGCCGAUUUUGCGGUGGCGUCACUUGGCCUGAUGAUCGAUCUUCGUACAACAUAUAUCUGUAUGGCGGAUUGUCGCCUCAAGCAGACGGUGGCCUCGGAUACAGCCAUCAUCCAAUGUCUCAGCCUCAGACACACGACCCAACCCAUCACGGCUUUCCUGCAAUCAAAGAUGGCAACCCCUACAGCGCAAACUCAUAUCCCAGCCCCGUUCCUUCAUACCACCAAGCUCCAUCCGCAUCGCCUCCACUGGCGGGCAAUUGGACCCCGGCACAGGCCUUUCUCUCUCCGCCGCCACCACAGGGGCAGGCAUACUAUCCUACGCCGCCUCCGCCGCAAUUGCGGGAUCCAUCGCCGGGCCCUGUUCAUGAAAUGCCGAAUGUAAGGAGUCCUACCAAUGUGAUGGACUUGCAGGGACCUUCGCCGUGGAAGUGGAGGUCGCCUGGGGGUGGCAUUCGGGAGGAGUGA
Molecule: messenger RNA, 1083 nt
Organism: Zymoseptoria tritici IPO323
Lineage: Eukaryota; Fungi; Ascomycota; Dothideomycetes; Mycosphaerellales; Mycosphaerellaceae
Exons: 3
Coding region: 1-1083 (360 amino acids)
Molecular function (GO): protein binding
Source: RefSeq, a predicted model, not a curated record